AGCACAGUAGAACUUAAGCCAAUUUUGAAACGGCCGCCUCCCCAACAUACGCCCCACUUUCAUAUACAGGGUAGCGCAGUGAGCAUAAAUGUUUGGUCGUAUUAUCUGAAGUCUGUGAUUUUUACCCCGUGGAACGUCGAAAAUUUCAAGUUACAAUAGUAUGGUGGCGCCACAGCCGGUGGACGCAGGGCCGGUCCUGCUCACCAGCGAGGAGGAUGAUCCGGAUCUAGAACAGGAUCUGAAAGACAUCGAGUCUUCUCUCCCCAUGCAGCCGGCCAGUAUCGCAAGAAAAAACUGUUUCACUGUGAACUUGUGAUGCAAAAAAUUCAUCACUGAAGUGUGUGUCUUGCUACACAUGCAAGACAAGUGAUUCUUAUCGGUGUUUUCCCUUAGGAUCCUCGCAUGGCAAGUUUUCUGUGUAAUGUGUAGCGGAUUUGUAAUGCAAAACUUGCAAAAUCUUUACAGUGAACAAACAGUUUUUUCUUACGAUAGCCAGCGUCAACAGGGUACUGUCGGAGGCCUCCACCGGGGGGCGUAGCUCCGCAAUAUUUACCGGCGGCCACGCUCUAUCGACGGGGAAAGUUGCAAAGACGCAAAGUUUCUUCAUGAAGCAGAAAACAUGGCAAGACCCCCGUGCAGAAUUCGUCCAACACAUUAUCCGGUUGCUGGUAUUAAGUAAUAAGUACGGAUGCACCUCGGUGCAUCAUUUUCGAGUAAGUGACGGAAAGUGCUAGAAUUAUGUAGAAAGGGCUGGCAGAUGCAGAUCCCUGGUGAGCCAAUGCACGGCAGCACGACUGGACCCGCAUUCGAGGCGGGGGUCGUGCCAUGGUAAUUUUCUUUCGAUUGGCUGGACCCAGUCUAGGUUGACUGGGGGCCGAAGUAGGCAUGGCUACGGUAAUAGCUGGCGCGUGGGGCGACGAUUGGACCCGGUCCUGAGGAGGAGACUGGGGGUCGGGAUCGCUAAAGUUUGCUUGAGAAAACGCAGUAGGCAGCUCGGUUUCGAGGAGCAGGGCAUCAGAGCCCAGGGGCAUGGUAUGGCUCGUAGGCGCCUGCGCGGGGCUUUUAUCAUUUUGUUGCUUAUGGAUACUGGUACGGCUAGGACAAGGUCAAGGAGACAGGAUCACGGAGGUCUGGCAUGGCAUGGCUAGGAGGAAAGCGUGACGCUUUUACUUUAUUACUUCUUUUCCUUUUAUCUUCCCCCCACUAGGAUGGAGGCACGGACACAGUGGGUGCUGAUAUUUCUCGUCUUGCAGUGCCGGGCGCACACACGAGUAAAGCAAGGGCUUCGCAGGUGGGCUAGUGGUCUUGACCCAUCCUCAGUGAAUUGCCAGGAGAGGUGCCUCAGGUAGGCUUUGAUCUUGUCCGCUCCGGUGGCUUAACAGGGAUCAGAGCAGAGUUUAAUGUUAAUCUGUGUGGUCGUUUGGGGCCACUUGGAUCGAUAUCAGCGGAGGAUUGGGCCCGCAAGGUAAGGGAGACACUGAGUAGCUAUGUCGCAGAGGCUGGGCUAGGAAUUAGAACAGGCAUGGUAGUUGGGCCUGUGGGCAUACAUUUCGUUGGCCUGGAAUGGAGGACGGACAGCGAGUCUGCUUUUUCUUGCAGUAGCGACCUAGGAGCUACGUCCCGAAGAGGUGGGUAUUUGUUCGUGGGAAUCGGAUGGAUUUCGUGGGAAUUGCCUCGCCAUGUUGUAAGCAGAAAACAUGGCAAGAUCCCCGUGCAGAAUUCGUCCAACACAUUAUCCGGUUGCUGGUAUUGAGCACUUCUACUUGGUCAGCUGGCGGUCUGUAAUUAUGGUAAUGGUGAUAGAUUGCAUAGCUGCCGUAGCGCUGGCAGCUGUGGACAUACUUGAAGAAUGAGCAGCAUUGAAAAACAAAAACAACGUAUACAAAAAGGUGCCACCGCUGUUGAUUUUCAUUGCUUGGAUGAGCUUUCGGGCAACUGGCGGAUGCUUCUAUGAUACCGCCGAUAUGAUUUAUGCCUACAGAGAAAACGACCCGGCCAUGUUGGCAAAAUCAGAUGGUAACGAAUGACGCUCAGCGUCAGCGUGUUUUUCCUUGCUAUGGAGUAAAUCCUUCGGUCAACGUACUUCGCUCCACGCACAUAGGCAGGAGCAUGUGUUUUGAUGCGAUGCAAGAGCUGAGUCCGGGGUUAGCUUUAGUCGUCUCCACCGUUGUUUCAGUUUCACGUUUACGACCUCCUGUACUUCAGUUUAUUGCGAAUUCUCCCAGACUGAACUCCUCCACGACAACAGCAUGCCGACUGAAAAACAACCUACCGAACGCUGCGAGCCAGUGCAAGGCGGACCCAACCUGCGGGUGGCACGAGGCAAGAAGUGGGUUCAUACGGACGGACGGCCGUUGCGACGUGAAGGAGUUGGAGACGAUUGAGGAGUUCCGGUUCGUCUUUGCGAGCGUUUUGUCCGCCACGGUGUGGGAGAGUGGGUUGAUGCUCUUCUUUCUGAACUACGCCGGAAUCUGGAUCCUCUUGAAGAUUUGGCGUGUCAUGCCCCGGGAGACCUUCUGGGUGUGGCGCGCGCUCUUCCUCCUGAUUCAGCCCAUCGCUUUCUCCAUGGGUUUCUACACGUUCUGGACCAACGACAAAUACGAUGAGCAGGUACUAAUUUUUCAUGAAGUUGUUGUGUAAGUAAAGACAAUGACAAAGACUAAGAUCGCUCUUCUGUUUUUUUGGGUCUUGGGCCCAUUCCUUCGGCAAGGAGGCCUUCUAGUUGAGAUGGAAGCUAUUGCCGCGACAGUAACCUAGACUCGAAGAUGAUGUAUGAAACUACAAAUAGGUGUCCUUCCGAGCAGCCUGCACAGCCGCACUUCCAUUGGCCUUUUCCGCCGUCGCUGGCUGCUCCUGGGGGUGCCGACCGCCGCCUGGCAUGUGGAAAAGGAUUUUUCGUGCCAGCUUUUACAUUCUGCUCUUCGGCAUCUACUUUCUCUUCGGAGUCUACAUGGUUGAGAGUGUAUGGCUGCCAAUGAGCAGAGACGCAGAAAAGGAAGACGUAAAGCAUCUUUUUGUUUAUUGAUUCGUCUUAUUUGCAUUUUUUGCAUUUUCUAAAGAAGUACUUCAAACUCGGCAAGUUAGAAAACUUGUUUCAUUCACUCUGUAUCAAAACGACACCACAGAAAGGCUUGAUGUACAACACGGUGCUAGACCUGGUCGCAGCCACGGUGCUGUUUUCCCUCUACAUCCCCAUCGGUGCCCGCGUUAUCAAAUGUAAAAGUGUCUGGGUCUGGAAGAUUGGAACUUGUGAUGCUAACUUUGGACUCUAGAAAAACAAAAAUCUGUAUUGCAUGACCAGCAAGACGAGGAGUCUAGUUUGUGCUACGCGGGGAGGGCGUUUGUCAUGCGGAGUAGGCAUCAGGAAGCCCGCUCAAAAUCUGUGAUGCGCGGUCGUGCAUUACAGACAUCCUGGGUCAUGCAAAACAUGCAUGACAAAUCUCAGAAUCUUCCAGACCCAGACAUUUUUACAUUUGAUACGCGUCAUUGCCAGACAGUACAUGCGGCUCGUGGACGAUGUGCGCUCCGACAUCCGGACUCGCCGCGCGCGAGUGGCCUUUCUCGCCUGCGCACGAGCCUGUUUCAACGUCGUCUUGGACAUGUACCUAUGGAUUGUAAAUAUGUCUGGGUCUGGAAACUUGUAAUGCUAAAAGUGAAUGAUGGACGCACUGCGAGACGCAGCUAUGCAUGACACAUUUUUUGGCUGCCAUGUCUUACGUCUUCCGCAUUGCAAGCUGCGUUUUUGCAUGACAGGUAAGAGGGCUUUUUCGUGCCUAUGCAACACAGAUUCUCGAGUCAUGCCAGACAAGCAUGACAAACUUGCACUCUUCCAGACCCAGACACUUUUGCAUUUGAUAGUGCCGCUUCUGCUACGGCCGCGCGCUCCUGCUCCGAAUGAGUCCGAUCGCCUUCUUCCUGUGCCUCAUCAGGGAUGUCUUGUAUUCAUUUUUUCACUGGUUGACGUUGAGCUUGAGCCCAAGCAGUAUAGUUGUUCUUUUUGCAGCUCUUGCUUGAAUACCCGAUACCAAUUUUGCAAUGAUGUUUUAUCUAGGAUCUGUAUCUGUAUGCAUCAAGAGACAUUGCACGAUAUACAACAGCACCGACUUCUUCCACUUCGGGUUCAAGUACCAGGAGAGCCUGCAGGUAUUCCUCAUGCGUCUGGACCAGAGUAGUGACGUUGCGGUUGAUGACAUGGAGAUCUCGAGCAAGGAAAAACUAGUGGUUACCGCCAACCGAUUCUGGAGCGCUGUACUAUGUUUUUCUGUUUUAUUUCUAGGUGUUUCAUCUCUUUCUGGUUAUCUGAAAAGAAUAGUUUAAUGCACACUUGGGUUUGACAUUGACACUGGAACAAAGAAACAGAAACUUGACGAAGUGCAGCUUCCCACCGGAGGAAUCGGUAUUAAAAAAGUUUUGUCAAAGAUGUCGAAAAAGAAAAUUUCAAUUUUCCGUUCAACCCUGCAGUUGAACCGACUGGGCUUCGACAGCAUCAUAUGCUGGUGGGUGCAGAUCGAUUGCGAAGCUGUCCUGGAGGGACGACAGAUUCACGCCAGUCGCGUGAGCGUGCGGGGCAAGGGCGACCGCGCCUCGACGCACCUCGGGUCAACCAGCCUGCAGCAAGCCACCCCCGCGGAGCAGCCUCUGCAAAACAUCGCCGCCUCGCAGGCCAUGCAUUCCCCCGCGACCGGCAGCUCCCCCGGGGGCGGCAGCACGCGCCGGGCCAGCGUGUCGAUGAGCCAGAUGCUCGGGACGACGAUGAGCCAGAAACUGGACCGAGCCGGCAGCCGCGAAGACAUCAAGUACAAGCGAGCACUGACGUUUGCCAACACGCGCAUGAUCGCGGACAACGUGCCAGUGCUGACCAAACUCGACCAGACCGUUAACUUUGUCAGCGAGCGAUCCCUGUUUUCCUGCAGCGAGCAGGAUAUGGAGGCGGUCAUGCCGGUGUUGGAGUUCUGGCAGCGCGAAAUCUUCGUGCGCUUCCAGGUCAGGAUGGCCUCGAAGAUCUUCUCCUCCGUUGGCUUGCUCAUCGGUAUGAUGUUCGCCGUGCAAUCCAACACAGCCUACAUCCCCGGGUUUCCAAGGUAUUAGGAUAGUUUUAUAGACUAUAGAAUGAUACGAACUUGACUCAAAGGCUGUAGAGGAAAGUUCUGAGACCCUUAAACAGCAUCAAAAAUUGCGGCUCAACCUGGAGCAAGCCCCUAGGGCUUUCAGAGUGGCCUUCUUUCCUAUUUGCGAAUACCCACUGCAGUCGGCCCAAAAGAUUGGGGUCGAGCUGUAGGGAACGAUCAAAAACCACGAAAAGCGCGACAUUUUGGAAGCGCUUUUUUUUUCUUCUGACUGUGUGCCAAGGCGGUGAAGUAAGGGUCCGCGGGCUAACUAUAAACAGACACGCAGGCGGCCGCGCAAGUGCAAGGAGGUAGCUGCCAAAAUCGCGGCCGUAGUUAUCUACUCAGGGCAUGCUGCCGCUAUUUUGCGGCGACUAUGCCGAGGCCCGCUGCUGUCCGCCGCCCGCCCAGGAGACCGCGGCGACGCACUCCUGGAGCCAAUCUUUCUAUCUUUUGGAAGAAGGCGGCCGCCGCCCUUCCCCGCAUGAGGGCAGGAUGGGUCAGGCCACCGGAGGGCAGCUACAGGGCCAAGGGGCGAGCACGGUGCUCCAGGGGAAGCGCUAGCGCGCCAAUCAAUGGCUGUGCCUAAAAGAAACGCCCGCCGGGCCAAGCAGCGAGGGCGAGGCGGCCCCGGGCCUCGGCUAGGAGGGAAAAAAUGCCGGGGCGCAGCACUUUCGUAAAUAGGCAAGCCAGGAGGUGGUUCCCAAGGUAUUGGGAAGGAAUGGCAGAGCUUGGCUUUUUUUUCCGAGUUGCUGCGUUUCGCACAGCUAUUCCUAUUCUGGCUACCCGGGGGCAGGGAUUUUCUAGGAGGAUGGUCGGAAGGUAUUGUAGAAGGUUUCCAUCUGUGUCAUCGUGGCACGCCUUCCCCGUGCAGCGCUCGUGGUUACUAUCGCCGCUUUCUGUCUCCGUUGGUUGACCGCGUUGCCCGCGGGCGCGCGCGAUCAGCCGACGUUGUAGCAAAAUCCAAACAGUGGGACUUUCAAUAGGAAGCGGCACGUUUAUGAGCGGGGGGCCCUUGCCCCCCCCGCACCCCCCCGCCCCACAUUACGAAGUGGCAUGCCCUUCCCUUGUUUUUAGGCUACCCGGGGCAGUCAUGUUUAUGAGCGGGGGGCCCUUGCCCCCCCCCUCCCGCACCCCCGCAAUCCAACACAGCCUACAUCCCCGGGUUUCCAAGGUACUAGGAUUAUUUCUCUAGUAGCGUAUUAUACUCUUGUCUCUUGUCUUCAUGAUUGGUUAUGGACGGACAAAACCUUAUUAAUUCCGGAUUUUAUAGCUAUAAAAAUAGCUAGAUUUAACUAUGCAUUUUUUAAGGUCGGUUUCCGUUUGGCAGCUCCAUCCCUUCGUCUUCGUUUCGUUUCUGUUUCUUUUCCUUCCGUCUCCUCAUUGGUUCGGUCAGUUGCGGUCUCGAUAGCAAGAGAAGAAGCUGCUAUUUGAUCGUCGCGUUUUCGAUGUGUUCGCCGCAGAAAGAUCUUGAGGCGCAUGAUCCUGGCGACGUGGUUUUGUUGAUCUAGAUCGCGCUACAUGUGUUAAAGCAAGCGAUCAUUUGUGUGGUCUCGCACAUGAUGUCGCUUCACGUACUACAUUGCGGUGGCGAAAGUUGAUUUUCGUGGAUGGCAAAAAACAAGAUCUUCAUUGCCAGCAGCCGAGAAAAACAUAUCGAGAGUUUGAAGCUAUUCUGAGCUUCUACAAUGACAGAAUGUUUUUGAAAGUGCACAGCUCGACCCCCUUUCACAUGCAUUACAAAAAUUACAGCAAGUAGUGAGUAGCUCUGAGCCGUGCUUCGUGGGCCUUUAUGUUUUUUAUUUUGCCGGUGUUCGCUUACGGAACGCUGAAAAGCAGACCACUAUGAAAAAAUCUUAAAGCCACAACCACAGCGCGAGUCUCGAGCUCGUGUGUGAUCCACAUCUCGACGUAGUUCUUAUGAUUUUUGUGAAGCGGCUGCUUUUCGUGUGUUGAUUGGAGGGGAACGAGCAGCAUUGUGACCAAUUUCGUUCGUAUCGUUUUGAUCGUGGGGCGUCGUCGUAAAUGUGUGCGUCAAAGUCGCAAGCUCAUCUACUGGGUCGUCGUUCCGCAAUGCCAGACUUUCAAAUAAAGACUAAGUUGAAGCUCAGCUGUCGUGGUCCUCGGAGUCGAUUUCGACGUGUGUGUGAAAGCAUCCGUGUAGCCGUGCGCGUACAAGUAGCGACAAAUCUCAGCAUCGUGUCGUUGGGGGGAAGCUAUCGUUGCGCAGCUGUUGGGCAUCGUGAGACGUGGGCCCUGUGUUAGUGGUUUAGAUUUUGACUCUGACGUGGUUUUCUCAUAUGUAGCCAGAAGUUUAUCAGAGAUGUCAAGGGGCAUCAGACUGCAAUAUUUGUAUUAGUAUUUCAGAAGCAUUCUCACGCUGAAAAGAAGGAAACUAAGAAGCGAAGCUCUCAUCUUUGACAAGCAGUAAAAUUAGUACACAUCUUGAUCUUUUUGAUGAGCCGAAGAAAAACAAAAAGUAAAAACACCUUCCUAGUUUUCCUCCGUCUACUACUGCUUUUCUUUUCUUUCUCGGAUAGAACUGCCAGAGCAUCAAAUGCAACAAUCAAUGGUCGUGAUGUCCUUCCGAGGUUGUGAUGAGCUGGCACCCGCUUAGGUGGGGGGUUGCGUGGUCUCUUUCGUCAUUGCUGCAACUGUCGGCGGAAUAGCAGCUCUUGUUCAAAUUUUCCACACGUGUUGGUCCAGGAUGCCACGACGUGCAGCCGAGAAGGGCGACGGGGCAGACGCCGGGUUUUUUGGUGAACAAGUUGGCGCUUCGGGCAAACAAUACUCCAACUUGCAGAGGCUUCUUGAAGCUUAUUUCGACCCGAAUGACAAGAACAGCAACACUACUUCCGGCGCGUUUCUGAAACGCAAUAGGAAGAGCAAGAACGUUUCCCUCGUGCCAACGUCGGAUACUUUGCGGAAGCGGUUCUCCGCGUUCAAGGCCGACCGCGUGGUCGAAGGCGAGGCAGCUUGGGAACAGUUUGUGCGAGACCAGUGUGACCGGUUCAAUGCGCCGAUCGACCGCGGCGACGCUGCUACGCGGAAGAUCGUCGCAAAACCCAAUCCGAACGCAGCACCAGCUGCGGAAAGUGAGACAGGAGGUAGUAGUGCGUCUGGUUCGCUGGAUGCUGCGCAGGACUUGGCGCUGAACCCAGAAAAGUACUUCAACAACCCCGAGAAGAAGGACAACAACUUCGAGCACCUAAAGUCGACCCGGAAGAAGGAGUACAAGUGGUUCGCACUGGGGAAAAGUUUAGGCGGAACCGCAAAGGCGCGGAACAAGACCUUCAAAAUCGCCAGCAGUGCCGGCCUCUUCUCCCGGUUCAAAAAGAUUACCCAAGGGCAGGCGGAGCUACGCGUUGAUCACGCGCAGCGGAGCAGUUCCAAGUCCUGCUUCAAUCUCCCGCGCCGGAAGAAAAAAGUCGUCAUCCACCGCCACGCUGAGGUUUCCGAGUCUGAGGCAGAGGACGAGGAGGACGAUAUUCUUGCCGACGAAACGAUCGUGAAGAAACAGGGCAACGGGCGGGUGCGGGUCAUGCGGGAAAUUGCCGAAGAGGUUGAGAUAACCGACGCGGGACUUUCCGAAGAUGACGCUCCUUUGGUGCUGCCCGACGGUGGCGACUACAACCUGGACGACGACCAGUUCCAUCAUCAUCGCAGCCAGCUGUUCGGUGAUGAUGUGAAGGUAGCAGCCGGCGGCAUAUCGAGGAAAGCAGCAAAAAUUAUCGCCCAGAAAGAUGAGAAGGACAGGAACAAAGAAGCGGACCAGGAGCGAAAGGAGGCAGUUCGGUCGGAGCUGAAGUAUUUCGACGCCGGACGGAUUGCUGCCCGCAACCGGUUGGUUUCGUUCUUAUUGUCAAGCGGCAUCUCCACCGCCGGUGAUGCGAAGUGUAAUGGUGCUGCCCCUGGUACGUCGAAGAACAAGAACAAUAACAGCACCGCUUCCAAAAUCAACAGCAGCCAGAACGUGAACGUGGGCGGCUUCUCAUCUUCUGGCGCCUUGGCACAGUUAGGGGCGGCUGUGCGCCAUCUGCUGCCAGCAAGUUCUCUCGGGUCCGGUGACUUGGUAUCGGGAGAGCAAAGCAUUCGUGCUACUGACCACGAGUUUCUGCGAAAUCAAGCGGCGCCAUCCAUCUCGCCUGCGGAUAGUGAUAUGAAUACGUUCGACGACUUCGACUUCGAAGCGGAGUAUCUUCCCCCGGAUCCACCGACCGCGGGGUCGAGCAGCAGCUCCAGUAGUAGUUCGGGAAGCGCAGCCGUCGGCAGUUCAGCAGCACGUGGCGUGCGCGCGUCCAAGUCUACCUUGUUGAAGCAGUUGCCGAGUAAAUCCGUCUUGAAGCAGGCGGAGAAAAAACAGUCUCAACCGGUGGCGGGCAAAAGCAGCAAGGCGGUAAAGAAGAAGGUGGAAACCCUGCUCCCAUCCUUGAGUGGUGCCUGAUUUUCAUUUUUAGUUUUACUUUUACAUUUACUAUUAUACCGUGUUACUUUACUUAUACUUUUACUUUGCCACGCAGUACCACUACGACUACCAGUAGCAGUUCUUGUUCUUCAACUUCAUCUGGAUCUUGGUGCCGAGCUUCAUCUUCUUCGCGUUCAUUGUCAGUUUCAAACUCGAGGCACUACUCGUAGUCCUAUUGUGAAGCCGAGUUGCAAAUGUAGAACUAGUUUCGAUCGAGAUUCAUACUCUAUUUCUAGUAGUUCUGACUGCAGUAGUAGUUGUGUUUGUAAUGCUAAACAUAAAUCGACCUGUGCUUGUAGUCGAAAGCGGAACUAUUGAAAAAGAAAACGAAAAAAAAAGCUGAAGCAGUCAUGUAAUACGAAUACCACCAGAGGAGGAGGAGGAGCCUGCUGCCCAGGUGGACACGCAGCCGGCGAGUUCGGCUUGCGGAGACAGUGGGGAUGGCUUCGACGCCUUUUUGAACUUUGGCUUCGGCAACGAUGAACAGAAUAGCCAGCCGCUCGGGUCGCUCGGUCAAAACAACUUUCCUUCCACCGUCCGCCCCGGACCUGGGAUCAUUUGGUGAUGAAAAUUCGCAUCGUCUGCUGCAGUCCGGCUACCUCUAUGGAACGGGGGUGAAGGGGGAUCUGGGUCAGGCAGAAAACCGGCCGAAGGUGGGGAUACGAAUCUCCCCGGACGCGACCCCGUGCGAUGAAAUCAAGGCCCUCAAUUGCUGGGCCACACUCUACAAAAGCGACUGGUGCGACCCCAUGAUCGUUUACUCCCACGAUACCGUUUUGCCCACCAUAUCCACCGGCUCCGGCCAUGAAGUUUUUUUACAGGAUUUGUACGAAUCCGCGUGGAGCAUCGGAUUCCCGCUACCCGGCAUGUGGUCGAAGGUGUGUCGCGUCGGUAACAAGCUGCUGAAAAUGCGGCCGUCGCUCAUCUGCACAUCCGACUCCGCGUCCGACGUGAAAAAAGCAGUCAAGUGCUGGGUCGAGUAUGCCACCGCGCAACGCUUCUACGACCCGGACCAACGGUUGGAGGAGCCGCACUGGAAUGUGAGCUGGCUCCAGUGCCAGUUGCAUCUGGCCCACAUUGUCGCGAGCACAAUGGUCACCUUGUGUGGAUUAUGCUUUGCAAAAGUAUAAGUAAAGUAUCGCAGUCGCACUAGUAGUAGUAGCACUAGUAGAAAUCGCAUGAGAAAAUCAAAAUUGAAACUCGCCAGCAAUGAUGGCGAGAUUAGAUUUCUCAUGCUGCGUACCAACUAAAAGUUAGUUUGUCAUGCUGAUCAGCAUCAGCAUCAACAUCAGCAGCGGAACUUGUGAUGCAUUAUUUUUCUUGCGACUGCUUUUGACUUUGAGUUUGAGUUUCGUUUUGCAUUUGCUUUUGCUGCGAGAGCGAUACUUACUUUAGCUUUUGCUCAGCAUAGCGAUCGUUGCUGCGGCUGGAUUUUCGCCGAACGUUAACUGCGGUCUCCAAGACGGUCAAUUUGUGGAUCGCCCCGCGACGGGUAGCGAACGACAGGAAAGGGACAGUCCGGGGGCAAAAAACUACUGAUGAAUUGCUGGUCGAGCUGUACACCGUCGACGACGAAGAAUCGAAGAGACGCUUGCACCACAUGACCUCGGUGGAGCAGGAGAAAUUCCACAAGGAGCGCAUCGCGAGCGACCCCAAAUUGCUCGCGAAGAAGAGGCUGCUGGAGACCAAGCUUCGCUCUUCGGAGUCGGUCGUGAAGCGUGUCACCGGUUUCGUUCGGACGCGCUGGCUUUCGGUGGGAAAGUGUAUCACGGGGCUGUGGAGGCAGCAGGAGAGCAUCGUCCAAAAAGUUCUGGAUAAAAGUGAUGACAAGCUGCAGAAGAAGAGCCGGAAGUUUCUUAACCGGGCCAAAGCUGCCUUCGGGAAGCCUCUGUGGUGGGGCGGGCUCCGCGUGUUGAGUCUCGUCCUGAUUGAGAUAGACCGCGUUGCGGGCGUCGUGAUGCACAGUUGCUCCAAAGAAUUGGACGGUGCCAGCAUACCGGAUUUUGUUGACAGUUUGCCGCGGUGUCACAAGGUCGACUUGUUUCAGCGGGUUACGGAUUUCCUCGUCACCAUCGGCGGCAUGACGGUCCGCGGUCUCGCCACAGAGGGGCUGGCGCCGGUCGCCGCGAUAAUGUUCUGGACCAUGAUACAGGAGAUGGACCUACGACAUUCUCCCCUUCGUGCAUGGCCUUACCUUGAGCUCGGCGCGCUGGAUGAAGGAUUUCGUCCGGAUUUCUAUUGGAUUUUUUUGUUUAAAAAAAAUUUUUUUUUGUUUGGUUUUGUCAUCCCUUUUGGUUUCGUUUUGGGCUGUUUCGUCGUUUUCGAUCGUCGUGAGAGGCAUACGCGUGGCCAUCGUCUUUCUUUGUUUGUGUUCGAUGGACUGCGUUAUCGCCUUUCCAGUGUUCAUUUCAAUCCGCAAGAGCUCCAUCGUCUUGCAGAUUGACACUACAUCCCCUGACCUGCGUAUGUGUUGAGUUUCGGCAGCGCGACGUCGAGAAGUGACGGACACGACUUGCAGUUAACGACGGCGGACGCAGCGACGGGUGUAUCAAAUAAAAUAUGAUUAUGCAUUUCGCAAGAGUUUUGUUUUCCUUUUCCCCCACCGACGCGGCGACGGUGGAGCCAUGGGACGCGAACACCUCGAAGCUGCGAUGCGGGGAGAAGUUUUAUCAUCGGCGAGAACGGGGACGAGCAGCUGCGACGGCCACAGUGUCGACGUUUAUGCAAGUGGAUGAAGAUGAUGAUUGACGUCGUAGAUGUCAAAGAAGACUACCUGAAACGCAUGCAAGUUGUUUGUUUUGAUGAUACAAAAACCAUGUUCGAAAUGAAUGCAAAGCUUUUUUUUUUUGCGAUGGUGCACGCACCAUCGCAUCGGUUUGUUUUUUGUGUUCAAUCAAUAUAGAGUGCAGAAUCUCAGCUGAAAGAACAUCGAGUUACUUUCUUCGAGGGGCAUUUGCUGGGUUUUUUUCUUAUGUUUUAGCUUUCUAUUGCGGAGAAGUCCUCUGUGUUUUGGUCGUGAGUGUUGCAUACAUACGAAAUGCAAAAAGCAGUGACCCCACUUUCACACUGUGCGCAUUCCUGCCCUUUUUAGUUUUGUUUCGUACAAGAACGACCUGUAUAAUUGUACAUGUAUAAUUUAUUGUUGGAAAACGAAAUGACGACGUGACGCGCGUCUUCCACCUGCAAGUACAAAAGUAAGCAUCUUCUUCGGCGGUGAAGGGCAGCGAGACACUUGUAUAAUUGACGCCGCGCAGUCUUCGCUUCAAAUGUUGAGCGGCACCCAAUCGACCUGUGCCGCGUCGACGCAGCAACUGUACCAGCCGGAAGAAUGUGCAACCUUCUUCGAAACGAAAAACAAGAUGCAGCAGCGGAAACUAUGGAGAUGUGCUGGGUUGCUGGGAGAAGAAUCAAAAAAAGCUGCUUUGAGCGCCGCCGCGAAGCAAAAAAUAACCGUCGCGCACGCCCGAAUCGAAACGGACGGCAGCACUUCGCAAGUGCUUAGCUGGCGGAACGCGACGGAAGGGAAAAUCAGGAUUUUCGGCCACCUGAUAUUCACGUGCGCUUGCAUCGUCUUCUGUGUUGCGGGGACACAAGACGUCGGAUCGCUCUUCAUUCCGGCGCACACGAUACUUUACCCGAACUCGGCCAACUACGGCGUGAAGCGAAUCGACCGGAAGUCAUGUUUUAGGGGAUAUUUUAUGACUUGAAAGUGAUUGCAUCCUAAGCAAUACAAUUUGUUUUUGCAUGACAGAUUUGGAAUAGGUAGACAUAGCAUGACAAAACUGUGAUGCGUAGCACCUUGAUCAAAAUUGUAUUGCUGAGCUUGCAAUCAUUUGCAAGCGAUAACCCCGGAAGCUUACGAGGUGGCAGACCAAAUUUGGUCUCUGAGGGAUCCCACGGAGAUGUUCAAGGCCAUUCCAGAAACGACCUGCUGCAUAUGGUCGCCGUGCAGCGACUCGGGCGGCAGUACAAUAAAUACAUUGUUCUGGUUGGGAUAUUGGUUCUUGAAUUCGGCCGCGGUAGGAAAGGUGGUGUUUUGGCCCGACCGGUGCAUGAGCCACCAAGCUGCUAUUACGGCCCACACCACCGCGGACCUCUUCCUGUCGCUCGUCGGCUUGUGUCCGGUGGCGUUUCAGAAAAGACUGUGGUGCCAGGUACUACGUUUUUUUUUUUGUAAUGCAGAAAUAAUGCAUGACAAAUGGGGAACUGUAUUAAUUUAAUUAAUACAAUUUACAGGCUUUGUCGGUGUCUCUGCUCCAGGAGAAAAUACACGAGCAGAUCGCAACACAAAUUCCGGCGUUUAUUGUUUCCCGACAUGAGCACGAACAAGCGCAACCCGAUCCCGAUCUGAGUGGAUUUCUAGAUCGAGUGCAAGUGCCAGACGGCAAGAAGAAGCAGCUCCGCGAAAUGAGCAUCAGGAUGCAACGAAUGGUGGUAAAAGCAAACGGGAAAAAGCAGACUCUCCAAGCAGUACACCGGAUCUACAAAGGCUGGAAAAAGCCCAUCUGGACAAGAUGGUUGACGGUGAUAGGAACCUGCGGGCUUUACGUUUUGGCGUCGGCGUGGUUCCUGGGUCGGUUGAUGGUAGGCUUAGGUCGAGCCAUCAAAUUCGGCGCUGAUUACGUAUUAACCCACGAAUUCGAGGUGUCGAUGUCGCACAAAGAAGGUAAGCAGUUCCGCAAUUUGGCACUCAAAAACGAAACGCAAUUCUAAUGCAAAAGAACAUCUAUCAUGCACGAUCAACAGCUGAUGCAUCACAUGGCUCGCAGCCACGAAAAUGAUACAUAAAUAAUUUUCAGGUUUGCAGUUCGUCUUUCUGCUUUGCACCUAUUUCAUCAUGCUCAUAUGCGCACCAAUCGAUGGAUACAAUGCGGACCUGCUUCGGAACGGGGACAGAGGCCGAUCGGAACGGAUGGGGGAUUUAAUAAAAGCAGUGAAGGCGACACUGCAGCACCUUCAUAACCCGGAACAGGUCGAGAAGGAUGUGCGAUUCAUGCUGUGCGGAAUAGGGACGGACGAAGUGGCGUUUUCCCCGAAGCAGCUAGAACUGGUACUGGUUCUGUUUUGUCAUGCAAUACAAAGCAUCUAUCUUUUUAGGCUGCGUGAUAAGUUGAUUUGUCAUGCAAAGUAUGCGCAUUGAAAAUUGUUUUUGGAAUACUAAACAGAUACACCAUUUCCGGCAUGUGGCACAGCUGUGCCUCGUGGCUUCCUACUCGAUUGGACGGUACCGCGAUGGAUGCAUGUCGGCGCAUGAUCAGUGGCUAACUGAUUACCAAAACGACGAAGAAGGCGCAAUUACCAGGCUGGAAAACGCCGAAGAUUAUCACUUGAAAAAUGCACAUACUCACAUAAGUUGCAACUCUGCAUCACAUCUUGUGACUUCUUUUUUCAUAUUUGUCAUGCAUGACAUGGCAAAACGAGACGCACCUCAUGACGCAACUUAUGUGAAGAUGUGCACUUUGCAAUGCAUAUGCGGAGGUACGUCGUCAAUGAUCCGGGCACCAUGGCACUAGUGUCGUUGAAAAAGUGGUACUUGCACCAACCCCAAAAAAAAAGAAAAAGCCGGUUGAAGCGGAUUUGCUUGUACCUGCAAAAGCGGAAUCGCACGAAUAAAAACAUCGAACGAAAAAUAGGGCGGUGGAAAAAUGGUGCGAAGGCGAGCAGGUUCGGCUUGAAGUCAACCACGGGCGCGGACUGCCACUGCAACAGGCGCGAUUUCAAUUGUGCCUACCAGGCUGUGGAGGAAGAGUGGAGCACCAUCCUCGAAGAAGAAAAGGGCGCAGAGGAAACAGCACAGGAAGGAGAACCAAAAGCAAAGCGGCAGUACGCGUUUCCGCGCGCUAUUGACCUCAAGAAAAAGGACAAAGCAGGAUGCACGGAGGCCGUUCCGGAUGCGCAGUACCCGCAUCUGAGCCGCACGUACCGCAACAACAAGUGGGAAAACAGCGCGGAGCGAAAGAAGUACGAGUGCCUCGCCCGGAGGAUGGGAAAAGACAACGUUCUCAUCGACCAGGAGGUGUCUGACGAAGACGAGGCUCCGGCGGAGGAUGAUGACGAGCCGCGGCACAAAGCAGUUGUCGAAGUGGAGAAGGACUACUACGAGAAGACAAAAGCUGCUGUUGCCAUGCGGUACAACGAUGAUAAGCAGGACUGGCGAAAGAUCCUGCCGGCGCGUUUGAACCGCACCACCAGCGAGAUGCAGCAUUCGGCUCCGGGGAAAAUCACCGUGUGGUCUCGCCCGCAGCCAGCUUCUGCCGUCGUAAUAGCCCGGUGGGUAAGAAAGCAGAAGGAGAAAGUGAAAGCCCUGCGAAAGCAGGCUGCUGUUCCCAAGGAUCUGGCGGACAUCGCGCACCUCGGGCUGGGUGGGCUUGAUGAAGACGUGGAGGAAGAAGAAGAGCUGCAGCUGCAUGAGGACGGCGACUUAUCCAAUGUAAAAAGAGCUACUUUGUAAUGCAAAAGUUGCAGCGACAGUACAGCCUGUGCAUUGGUACGGCGUACCAAACUUCCGCCCGGUAGAGCGAUGAAAAUACUUUCCGCAUGAGUAGGAGUUUGUCAUGCAAAAACUAACACGACAACAGCUCUAAAAGAUGUUGAGUUUUUUCUUUCUGUAGCCAACUAGGCUGCAUGUCCGGCGCAGAUGAAAGCGCGCUUUUGCAUUACAGAUUGUGGCUCACUUUACAGCGGAUACUGACUGGGGGAGGACAAUAUCGACGCGGUGAUAGAGGAAGAAGGCAGGGAGAUCGGCAACCUGCUGUGUCCGAUGCUCAUUACAUCUUUUCGCAACAAAAUCGAUGAUGAGCUGCACGACUUCCUGGUGAUCGACGUCGCCUUGGCGCCGGCUGCUUUCAAGGCGCUGCCGAUACAAGGCUUGGACGGUGGGAAAGAAGCAAACAACGCUGACGCCGAUCAGCAGUUCUCCGUGCGGAUUAAAGAACUGUACUCCGACACACCAAACGACUACGACCUAAGCGAGUUGCACCCUUUCUACAAGGUGAAAGUCGUCGUACGAAGACGGAAAACAUGCGGCGAUCAGGCGCGAGCAACAAACUAGAGCUGUUGCAAAUACAGGCUCUUGGCAUACCACGGAAGAACUGCUUUCCACCUAGCAGAAGCUCUGCAGAGCAAAAGCGCAUGACAGAUUUAGUUUAUAUCUUGCACAUUUGUUGUGCUUGCGACCACUCUUGGGCCAUCCCAAGAGCUUGAGGCACAGACCUUGCAUGACAAAAACAUGUUUGUUGCUCGCGACUGAUCGCUGCGCGUUUGAGAACGAUAGCGCGGUGGACAGAACCAGGCGGCACUGCGGGUGAAGCGGGGCGGGGAGCUGAAGCUGCUGAAGGGCAGCCAGAAAGUCAAGUCCACAGAAGCAAAAUCGAAGGAGAUCGAGGAGAACUGGUCCACACUGUCAAAGUGGGACAAGGCGGUGGCGAAGGAGAACGUGGAGAAGUCGCUGAAAGAGAAGUUUUCCACCGCCGUCAACCCGAAAGCCACUGACAAGAUCUACGUGUUGAAAGGAGCAGACAACGUGGCGGUGCCGGUGGGAAAAGACAUCGAGGAGGAUGAUGAUUACGGGCAGCAGACUGCAGCUUCCGUUGCUACCACACAGACGCAGGCGGUGGAGUCGCAAGUGGAGCACGCAAAGACAAAUGUAGCUGACGAUCGUCAGCUUACGCAGCUGGAGUACGACCUCUUCGUGAAGAAGAGGCAGUACGUGAAAGCACAGCUCCAUCCUACCCGCGUCGAUGGGUUCAGGGUAGAGGAGAACACCAGCAAAAGCGACAAGAUCGCGACCGGUCGUGAUUCUAUGCGGUUGAAGGCGAAGGUGACGGAUAAAACGGUGAAGAAAACGGCCGCGAAGCUGCUCCAAAGUGGCGUCUUGGACCUGAAGACGGAAGCUACCAAACAUCCCGGAAGAUCGAAGCGCUACGCGGAGAGCGCGGGGGCUUUGUGGUGCGAAGCCCUGCUGCAGUGCUGGUGUGUGAGGUUGCGAUUUAUAACCGAACUAGCGAAGAAGCACAGCGACGACAAUACCGUUCUGCCCGGCAAAGGUAAAGAGCAGUUGGUGAAGGCGCGGUGCGACAAGUACAUCGCGGAAGUGCAGCAGCAUGCGUACGGUCUUGCUGCGGGGAUGAAGACCAUGAUCGCCCAGGUGGAUGCCGAGUUGCACAUGGACGAAAACACCUUGCGGUGCUGCGAUCCGUCUGUGUCGCUGCUUACCGAGUGGGAGGACUUUGUGGAGGAAGAUGAAAAGCUUGAUCCGGACCACAAGCAGCUGUUGAUCGAUAACAAGAAGCAGAGGAGCAGAAAGCAGAAACCGAAAGACGGCAUUGUGGAGGAACCGAGCGAGCAGCAGCUCUCGCAGCUCCUGGCGUAAAAACCAACACGCACUGCGCUGGAAUGCAGUGCGUAUUGCAGGUGGAAGACGUGCAGUCCUACAUAGUUGCAUAGUAUUAAGAAAAAGCAGUAGUUUUGAAUGUAGCAGAUGAUACUCGUAAUAACAUGCAAAAUCGUCCGUCGACCUCAAUGUUUCGCCUUCUACAAGGGCGAAAAAAAGUCUGAUAUUUGGCUCUCAAUUGCCUCCGACUUGGCUUCAUGAAAAGUCGCAAAAAUAGAAAUCCAUCUCUGGUCGGAAAUCAUAUAUUUCUAAGUAGGAGAAUAGAAGUCCAUCUUUGAUGGAAAUAGAAAUCCAGAAAGUUCAGAAUUAUUAAAUAGAACUUAAACAAUUCCAUAGAAAAGUGACACUUUAUCAAUAUUUUACACAAGAGCAAAAAACCUACGCGAUCAACUCACGGAAGUCGAGCAAUCUGUGGAGAACGGACUGGAAACCGCGACGAACGGCUGGCAGGCGGGCCUCGUGGAAGUGCUUUUGUGGACUUCUGCGGGCUGGUUGGCGAAGCCGGCAUUUGGGCCACGCAUUCGCGUUGGCAGAUACGCCUUUAGAGGCUUUUACCACGACGCUAUUUGCGUCGAAAUUGGAAAUACGGCCGUCGCCAUCAGCUGAUCCUCCGUCGCAGACCGCGACUGCGAUCCCGAAGAUUGUCGUGCUUCUUGGUGAUCAGGAGCAUGUCGCUGUGAUCCUGAGCGACUACAUCCGCACUGCGGGACGACGGCCGUUGGUAGGCUUCCUGCGGUUUUUGGCUUGGAUGCUCGCAAUACGCCUACCCGCUGACAGGAUCUGCUCCUGCACUGUAGGAACGACGUGGCGUGUGAGUGUGCCGCGUUGCAGGUGGAGGUUCGAAAUGCACGCCUUCGUCGCAGCUUGGGCCUUGGGCAGGACGCUUUGGUCAGCGGGGAGACCACGACCUGCAUCUUCGUAACUGGUUUCCAGACGGCGAACCUGAGAUUGCAACUUUUGUGAGUUGAUAGUGUAAAUCUAAAGCGCAACAGUAAAUAAUGUAUAGCGCGAAGAGUAGAAUACAGAGGAAAACAACACAAAGUAGAUAAGGCACACACACAGCAUAGUAGAAACAGAACCGCAAGUAUAAAAGUGAAAGAAUUAGAAGUAAAAAUAGCAUGUGUAUGAUGAAGAAGCAUUUUUGUAUGAUGAAAAAGCAGCAUUUGUACACUGGGAUUGCAAAAAUUCUAAAACGCAUCACAAGUACAUAAGGGAAAAUGAAGAGCAGUACCUUACUACCACUGAGGCAUGAUGAGCUCUCGAGUGUGUUUCUGCGUUUUUUUGGUUGUUCACGAGUUUCACACACAGCGAUCACGUAAUACAGCAACGUCAACGGCACUACCUGUUUUGAAUGUUGAAAAGGAGAUUUAUGACAGCCGUGCGCUUCUGGAUUUACAACUUAUCUUCUGCUGUGUGUUUCCAUCAUGAUGUGUAAAGAUCAAGCGAGCUGGCUGAGCUGCUUGUUGUUUCAGAGAGAACUUUCAUCAUGUGUUUUUUUUCGCUUGCAAUGCAGGCGCGCGUCGGUUGAGACAUAAGACUUGGGCAGUGUGACAAUAUUGAAACUUUUCCUUCACACCAAAUGCUUUAGCAGCAACUGUGUUUCUUGCCCUCUGUGGUAAGUAACUAAAAAGCAACUUUCCUUCUUGGAAAGCAAACAACUCUCAAUCAAUAAUGCCUCCGAAAACCCAGCAGCCCGCUUUGCGCAAGCAGAACACGGACGACUUGUGUGAGGAGUACAUGAAAACGACCCGGGUCAAGGUAUGCGCUUUGUUUUUGUAGUGAUUUUUUAGUGUGAUGAGAGUGUAGAUUCUGAAACCAAUCUUCUACUGAAAAAAACUACUUUCACAUCAUGAAAUGACAAUCAAAUAAUACCACAGAACAAGGCCACCACCGUGAACUCCCUCCGCAACGUCAUCAAAGUGAACGACAAGAUCAAAACCAAGAUCGCUGCCCGUAUUGGUGUCUUGUCUCGUCUUCCGAAGCACGGCAUCGACCGCUUGCAAAACAUACGCUUUGAAAAUCUAGUACUAUUUUGUCACCACAGAGUCGCGUAGAGCAUGCAUGUGGAGUGUCAGGAUGUGAUGCUAGUGCGAUAAGUAUUUCAAUCAUGCAGACGCAGCACACUAGUCGCCAUGCGGAGCACUGCUAUCAUGCAGUGAUGAUUUUAGAAAGCAGGAGCUCGAGCUGCAGUGUUGUCUUCACCAACGACUCCUGAGAAUUAGAUGACGCAAAAAAAAACGACUCUGUGGUGAAAAAGUACGUCAAUUUGCAUCGCAUACUUGGCCGACGAGAAGGUCCUCGCGAAGGCGUUGCAGAUGGUGCCCGCUCUGGUGCGCGAAUGCACCGCGAUCAUCCGCGUCGACCGCCUGCAUGUCGCGAUCAUCAGGUUCAACGCCAACGACAUCCAGGGCAUGGAGAUCCAGGACAUCUACAUCGUGUUGGUACUGCUUUUGUUACCUGAGUUUCGAGUUUUGGUUUGUGAGUGAGAGAAAAGUAGAGGAGAUUGACCGUGUGGACUUCCAAAGCAUGCGUUGCGCACACACGAAAAGAAGAUCACCUAGCUCACAUGCAGAUGUAAUAUCACAAAAUGCCUUUAUAUCAGGACCACUGCCACGAUCGCUUCACGUCCAUCAGUGACAGCGAUACGGCCCGCCGUGCGCUCCACAUCUGCAACCACUGCAUGACCAUCAUGCCCCUGGAGACCCACCCGACCGUGGAGUUGAUGGCCGCUGAAGCCUUUGUCACCGGUGUCUAUCAUUGCCAGCGGGGUGGUGUCGGGCACAAUCGUUCGGUCGAGAAGUUGCGUGACUGGUAUUUAUAAACAUGUAGAUAGACGUUGACCAUGCGUGACGUAUUUUGUAAGCAGGACGAACACGCAUGCAAAUCAAUGGAGAGCAUCAGUUUUGAACUUCAGGAUUGCGCUCUAGUAUACGUUGCAAUACGCCAAAACAGGACUUUGGGCGUCGGUCGCAUGUUUUGCAUGGGCGAUAACUCCAAGUUGGUCGAGUUGAAGCGGAGCUGCAACUUGCUGGUCCAGAGCAUCUCCCAGAAGAAGAUGACUCGGUUGGAAAUAUGUCGUGUAAAUUCACCACAUUCGGUCUGAGUUUUUGAAUAGCGCGGAGCCUCAGAAUAGUUUGCAUUACAGAUUUGACAUGCACAUCUCGUGGUCGCGCUAUCCAAAAAAGCGUGAGAGUGUGGUAAUUUCCGUUUCAUAGCUCGACCAGGUGAGCCUCGUGAUCACCCAGAACCUCCAGAACACGGCCCAGUUCCGCUUCUGGCACGGCAUCCAGCCGGUAUUGUUCACACUUUCAUGCUUUGCAUAUCAAAACACAUGAGUGAUUUGUGAAGAAGACGUGAUGCUGUUGUGAUAAACGUAAUCAUGCGCAAUACCUGAUCGAAGAAAAAACGUAAUAUCAGGCGAUCGCGACUGCCGCGGGGCAGGAGCGAUUGGACUUGUGCAGUGAUCAGAUCAUGCAUUUCCUCCGCGGUGACGCGAGCCACGGAUUGACACCGGAAAACUUGUCCCUCACACUUAAUUUCAGUGAAAGUGCUGAAGAAUUUGUGUGGACGGCGAUCAAAUCGGCCGGCUACCAGGUCGGUGCCACCCCCGAGAUGAAGGACCUGGUACAUUUGUGUUUGUACAUGUGGAAUUUUGUGGUUUAGAGUUAUGCGGCCCAGCGUCGCGAUAUUGCUGGUGAGAGAAAGGAAAAACUUGAACGUCGCGUGUGUGUUUGCAAAUAAGACUUUUAUUGUGUGAAACCAACAUCAAUCAUCACGAGCCAUAUACCUCGCAUGCGUGAUUUCAUACAAAAUCACUGUCAGUUGGAGCCGUGGUUCCGCGCCCGGCUCUUGCGGUUGAAGAAUGAGAUGAUGCACAGCGCCCAAUUUCCCCAUCCCGCCAUCGCGACCAUGUUGAAGUUGCACGAACGGCUGCACGCGCCCGGAACCGGCAUGCAUUUUGCCACGAAGCUGCCGUUGAGCUGGACUUCCGACAUGCAGUCCAAAUCGAAGUCGUUCAUCACGAAGCUCGACCUCGACCGGGUGAGCGGUGACAUCAAGUUGUUGCAGGAGAAGCUGCUGGCCUUGGUCGAGGUGUACGACCGCACCACCGGACAGCACCGCUUCGAGCAGGAGGUGGAGGCCAUCAAGGCGGAUUUGAAGGGUUUGUCCGUGACCGGCAACAACGUGUACCGCGCGUUGGUGGAGAACACCAUGCUGUUGUGCGACUGCUACUAUGCAUCGCGAAAAACAAGUGUAUGUGAGAAUCAAAGCCACAGUCUGGCAUUUUGUCAUGCAUAUUUACUACCACAGAUGGAAGCGGGGUUCUCGCUUUGAGGCACCACCUGCACCCGUAGUUUCUUUGUAUACACAAAACGAAAAUACACACGCGGGUGCAAAAUAGCAGCUGUCUUCACAGAAAUGCCACUAGUUUACCUCUCACAAUUUAUAUUCUAGUGGCAAAAGAUAUCUCACAUACACCAAUUUUGCAUAGCAUAUCGCCGUCACCAAUGACCAGGACGAGGAGAAGGCAAAGGAGUUUCUGGCCGCGGAGGAGCGGGUGGAGCAGCCGCUGACGACCCGGAACCUGGACGCGAUCCUCGUGGAGUACGAGCAGAUGAAGGCGGGGUUCCGGCAGCAGGACCUCGUCGGUGACUACGAACAGUGCAAGACUUUGUUGGCCGCCGGUAAAGAUGUUUGUUUUCUUUUUGAGAGUUGAGAGGUGGAGUCACAGGCGAGAAAAGGAAUAAGAAUAGGCGUCGGUCAAUAGGUUGCUAUUGCUUUCGGUGAUCUGCAAAAUAGCCACGUCGCAUGAUGCAAAAACUGUGUCUGUGUAGGUACACGACACGAAGCUCGCUGUUUUAUUUUCAGCGAUUUGAAAAGUACCAAUCUUCACGUUCGGAAUAUAAAAGCGCGUGCAAUUUUCGCAAUAACAAUUCUAUCAGGUCAGGAACAGCCGGCCCGGGACGUCUAUGAGAACUUGGAUGACACCUGGGAAUUCCUCAGUGCGGGCCCGAAGAGCUUGAUCUUCUCCGCGAUCCGGAAGCGAUUCCCGGCGCAGGCGAACACGAUGGUCAACCAGGACAUUGCCCGCCCCCAGAACGCCGGCGGUUUGAACUUGACGGUGGGCGACGCGGUCGUGGCGGCGGUGGCCCCGCCGGCCGCCGUGCCGGAGGCGGACCAGGCGGCGCAGAACGACGACUUUGAGAUGCAGGAAGGGGGUGAGCAGUUGUUUGAGGAGGACGAUGACUAGGUUGCUUAUCGAAGAGUAAAAAUCGUGUAUCUUCGUUCGAAAUAGUUAUAGCGUAUACUCGAGAAGAUCGGUAUAGCUUCAAUUAUUGCACUCGAAAAAACAACAAUCGCUGCCGAAGAUACAGAGAUUAAAUCGUAAAUUUUUCGCACUGUCACUCCGCCGCGACCAUAUAGCAUUUGGCGUGCUGUGCGUGUCCUCCUUGCGUUUUUGUUUUAUCUAUAGUGAAAAAAUAUCAAGUUCAUGAAGUGAUUGUGUGCAAGGAGGAGUACCACAGUAUCGCGUUUUAUUUGUUGUCAAACUUUUGUCCUGAUCAGACUGUACGAUUGCACUACAAAGUAAAGUUGACAACCAUAUACGGGAAUAUAGAUCGGGAGAAUAGGUUUCUCUGUAGUUACAACUGUAUUCAUCAUUGGUUCGAUCAAAUGCAAAAUUUGGAGAAAAUGCACAGAACAAUCAGUAAGAGCGAAGAAGAACAUAGAGUGCACGCAAAUGCACCAUUUGCAGCGACAACAUCGAAAGUAGAGGACAGUUUGCGAAAGUGAACCAAUGUUGAUUCACAUUUUUAUGGGUAAAAACAUGAAUAAACUAACAGCGUCAUAAUGAAACAGGGCCUCAAAUUGAAGGAGUGUUCCCGUUUGAAAGAAAGAAGACAGCGGUUAUAGUGUUGGAGUGUUGAAAAGUUCGCAAACGCAUCAUUUGCGCACCGUCUGUGUUAUAAUCAUGCGAAAAAACUUUCUACUGUCAGAGCGCGUGCUAUUUGUAUGCAAAAACAAAACAAUAAUGAUGCCUUCGCUGCGAACACGAUGUAGCACGUUCACGCGCUACAUGUCGAGACCGCACACUGCGGCUCAGCUGUAGAUGCGGAAUGGAGAAGGUGGAACUGCAGGAGUGCAGUUUUGAGUAGGAGGAGCGGAGAGAAGCUGCUCCGAGAUAGCAGCGCGUGGAGCGGAAGAGCUGCUGUAGAUCCGGACGACGCGGUUUGGCGGACGCGGAUUGGAAAAAAAAGAUCUUAUUUGGAAACAAAACUCUUGCGAAGUGCUACAAUUUAUUUUAUUCGAUGCGUCUAAUUUGUAUCGAACACUGAUUGUGCAUGCGCUGCACAUGCCACGCACUGUAUCGAUGUCACAACCAACUCAAUGCCUCAAAAUGCAUGAUGUAACUACUUCGAGGCGGAAAGAACGUGAUCUUGUGCAUGUUGGACUGCAUGACCUCGCUCUGAUCUUUGCACUUUCUUUGGCUUGUUUGCAAUAAACAAGGAGCUUGGGUGCUUCACAGAUACACCGCGACGCCACGCUAUCGCGGUGCGCACUGCUUGUUCGUAGCAGCGCACCCGCGAUCAGACGGCCGGCCACGCGCGCGCCACCCGGCGCUGCGCUUGGUCAGCUACUUGGCUUGGUUUAGGUCUUCAAAAGAAAUCCAGAGAAAUCCGGAUUUCGGCGACCAUCCAGGCGCGCCCAGCUCAACUUACCGAUUGGCGUUUCUCUUCUCGAAGGACAAAGCGGAGCGUGCGGCAACUAUUCGAGACUUGCUGGCGGCGUGCGCCACCGAGGCGAAGCGGUCGCAGAUGCCACUCGAGGCACUGGAGGUUUGGAAGUUGUUCCGGUUGGAGUUGAAGCAUGUUCUCGAAGCUCUCGAGCAAGGUCGUGUCGAUGUCGGGUGGAGCAAACAGCUCUGCAGAAAUCUGUGUCCCGUCGUCAGGGGCUUCCUCGCUAGCAGUCAGAUCGCCGAAAGUUUGAACAGCACUACUUCCUGGGUAAAGCGGGAGGCCGGCGGUCUCAUCGGCAUUUUGCUGGGAUCCGCCCGCACCUUCUGCAGACGGGGGGCGGGAAAAGAUUUGGACUUCGAGCAGUUCCUCUUCAUCAACGACCACUGCCUGUCGAUCAGUGCAAAUAUGAGAAUUCGGAAGCUGCUGGAGGAGAAGGGGAUCUACGGCGACCCGCUGACUUCGGACCGAAGCGACUUCUUGCUGCGAAACGAGGUCCGGCCGGAAGAGAAUCCGCAUCGUGUGGUUGCGGAGCUGUUUGAUGUACUUGCCCGGCCUGACUGUCCCGAGGCGGCGCCUCUCGUCGGGGGUGAUAAGGCGAGGGGUGGGGCCGCGCGCACAAACUACGGUGGUCAGGCCCUGAACAUGAAGGUCUUCGACUUUCGGGUUAGUGACAUUCUGGGAAUGCCUUUGUGGAACCGCGAUGGAACGCCCGUGAAGAAGAUGCAGUACUACUUCGUGCUGAAGAAAACCAAGCAGGGCGCUCUUCUGGCCGAGGUGGUGGAAGACACGGACGGGAAUGCGCCGCCGGGGCAUCAGCUCCGGAUGUCGGUCGAUUUUGGUGUCACGGUAUCCGUUUCGGAAAAAACCAAAAUACGUCGUGGAGUGGAAGUGCAGGUGCUGGAUUUGUCAUGCAAAUCUUCUCUGUCAUGCAGGGCCGGAUCACAAGCCUGCACCUGCUACUAGUUUUGCAUUUGAGCAUCAGCAUUAACAUGUACAUGAGCAUCACCAUGCUGGCUCUCAUUCUGCAUGAGAAGGACUAAUCUCAAUUUGUGACUUCAACAUGAGAAGAGCUUCAACGUGAACUAAUCUGCAUGAGAAUGACUAGUCUCAUUCUGCAUGAGAUUGGCUUCAGCACGAGCAUCAGCAUCAUCAUGUACAUGGGCAUCACAGUGCUGGCUCUCAUUCUGCAUGAGAAAGACUAAUCUCAGUGAAUUUGUGAUGCAGCAUGGGCAUCCAGAGCCAAGCUGCUCGGCACAAUAAAGGCAGUCUGUGAAGCGGGUCGCGACAAUGUAGAUCUGUAAUGCUAGUAAUGGUGGUAGUUUGCAUCUGUCAUGCGCGGAACAAUAGGACUAGCACUAGUACAACUAGGCUGCGCUUUUCAACUCAAACAACAACAAUUAUGGACUAGAAAGCACGGCAGGUUCUUGUCAUACAAGAUCAAUAGCCACGCAGCACAGACGGCCCUUUAUUAUCUCCACGACGUACUUUUGGUUUUCCGUGCAUAGUGCUGCUGGUUUUCCGAUGCAAUGUCCGCGCGCUACGAGGACCAGCCGGCAAAGUAUGCGAAGAAGGCGGGGGAAAAAAAAGAACCGCAGCUUCGACCCGUCGUCCAGAACGGUUCCACGCACCUGAAGUUCUACCACAUGGACACGUCGAAGAGGCAGAGGCUCUGGCACAUGGCACCGUCAACCGAAUAUGAAUCCGAGUUCUACUAUCAGCACCGGGUGAACGAUCUCGGCGUCCCCGACACUGAAAAUCUGCGGCUUGGCUAUAAGCCGGCCAAAACCUUCCCGGAUCAUGAUCGCAUCGUCGGCAAGUACACUGUCAUGCCGUGGACCGACAUCUGUUUGUCGAAGAACGCGGAAGAGGAGAACAGGGAGUUGAGGAAGGAGAAGCGGCUGCUGCGGAACGCGCGCAUCGACUCACCGACCCGGCGAUCCCGCGACGAGAAGUGGGGGAAGGUGCCGCAAUCUAUUAGGAUGCCUGAAGUCGCGGCCAAUGGGCUCGGCGACCGGGUUUACGGCAUCUGGCAGAUAGAACAAAAACAGUGGCGGGGGAAUCUUGAAAAAGCAGUUCCCUUCGACCGCAGAAACGAGGUCCGGCCUAACGGCGCACAACCAGCAGGAGCAGUACCUGCCGCAGUCGGGAUCCAACCACCACAACCAUCAGGCUCGGGCGCGCAUGCAGGCGCGCGUGCGCAUGCAGGCGCAGGCGGGCACGUGCGCGUGCACACACAUGCACACGCGGGUGACGGGCGCGGGCGUGCACCCGCGGGUACAGGCGCGGGCGGGCAGGCGCAGGCGAGCGCGCCUGCGGGCGCACACGCAGGUACGGGCGCACACGCAGGUACGGGCGCACACGCAGGUACGGGCGCACACGCAGGUACGGGCGCGCACGCAGGUGCGGCCGCGCGCGCAGACACGGGCGCGCACGCAGAUACGGGCGCGCGCGAGCGUGUGGGCAAGCAACGCGCGGGUGCGGACACGCGCAAUGCCGCGCAGCCGGGCGACGAGCAGCAGCCUUCUGGUUCCGGAAAUGCAGGCGCACAACAGCAAAAUGGAGAUGAAGGGGAAGAUCAGCAACAGAAAAACAAAAAACCGUGUGCCGCCCGAAAGAAGUACUUCGUCGCCAAAACGCGGCAAGAAUUCGUCAGGAAGAUGGUAGAGUUUGAAAACGGGAAGAACUGUGAGGUGGAGCGUGCCACACCGGAACAGGAAGUAGCUGCGAGCGCCUCGCUGGCGCAAUACCAGAAGGAGAACAAAGUUCUGGAGAAGAAACAGAAGGGCGAGGACAUCGAGCUAGACAGCGACAUGGAAAGCACAUACGAAGAGACCGAUGAUUCUUCCAACUUCGGAUCUUCAAGUGAUGACUCGGACUAAUGGUGCGGGGGAUGUAGCGCAUAAAGCUAAAGAUCAGGACUUAAAGACACAGAUAAAGUAGCACUACAACUACUAGCAUUGAAAGUGAGUAUGAAUAUAAUAAGAAUAGUAAUAGUUUUUGUUUUUGUUUUAGUUAUAGUUUUCCACUUCCUGUUCCUUUGGCUUUACCUUUUAGCUUUAGUUAUAGAAAUUGAAAUUGUAUUUGUAAUUGUAAUGGUAACUGAAUACAGGUGCAGGCACAGCUACAGGCAAGGGCGCCACUUCCACUACAGAAAGAGGCGCACUUCUUUGCCGCGAUGCUCUGCGCUAUUUGUGUUUCAUAAUCGUAUCAGAAUCAGAGUAAGUGCACGAUGCAGAUUAGCAUGAAAGUAAAUGUAAAACUCAGCCGCUAUGUCUAUUGGUAUUGCUCCAGCUAUUCGUUUUGGUCUUUGGUUCUGGUUUAUAAAUAUCAAUAAGAAAAAGAAUAAGAAAAUGAAAAAGAAUAACAGUUGCGCUUCCAGUUCUACUUCUAUAUCUAUCUCUCUUACUCUUUCUUUUUGACUUUGUAUUUGUAAUCGUAAUGGAAAUGGUAACUCUAAAUCUAAUUGUAACUCCAAUUCGCAAUAGAAAUUGAAAAUGUAAAAAAAAUAAAUAUGAGUGCGCCAGCAGGAGCGCCUACGUCAUGAUCAUGAAGAAAAAUAAAAAGCGUGAUAAUAGGUUUAUGAUUUUAUCUUCGUGCUCAUGGCUUAUUUCACUUUUGUGUUUUGACUUUUUGUUACUGGAAGACGAAGAAAAAAACCGACUCUGAUCAUUGAUCUUGCUCUGUUUCGUUUCGUUUAUUAUCUGUAUCAACUACAUGAUCGAGGAAGUUAGUAACUAGAAUUACGCAUAUUUUUGCGUGGUGAAAGUGUUCCUUUCACAUGUGCGCGCACCUCUUUUCAUAUCAUAAACAGCCAUGUGAUCAUGCAGAUCAUGCAGAUUUGCAUCUUGAAUCUCAGCGCUUUCGACCGAAGUGCGAUCAUAUUCAAGAGCAUGGCGACAGAAUUAUCGAAGUCCACGCGCAGUGGAUUAAGCAAAACCGACACCGAAAUUAGUGCACAGCCCACCACUUAGCAGACAAUUUGAAAAACUACACGCAGCUAAUGAAGACGCUGUGAAGCGUGACGCUGAAGAGCAAAGCUCUUGCAUGGACAACAGAAAAGCAGCCGCUUUUUCUUGCAUUGUUAAUACAUGUAUUCCUGUGCAAUAGAUUUUGCGCAUAACAAAUUGAAACAUAAAUCAAAAGACGCUGUGCAUUCCGAUUGUUAGAAGAUUGGCGUUUCUAAUCCGGAAUGAGGUAAGGAAAGUAGAAAAUCAAAUGAGUAGUGCCUGCGCUCCACUGUAAAACCAGCGCGAAGCCGAGUAAUGCGUCUUGUUGUGUUCGUCGAUUUUUACUCGUCAGAAGCAGUCGGAAGAAAAAUAAUUGUCUUCGUUGGGGUCGAUGAUCACGUGGCUCUCAGCACCAAAAUGCCAGAUACAGAGCUAUCUCUUGUCAGAUUCAAGGUGAUGAAAUGGUCGUCAGCGGUGAUGGCCAAAAUGGCCAUUUUUAAUUUAAUUGAAAUUCUACUGCCGUGGAGCACUAUGACAGCAAAGGACGUCUUCUACCAUAUUUGACCAGAUCUCCUAUUCUAGUGGAAAAAAGCAGUAGAAAUCCAAUUAAAUUGAAAAUGACCAUUUUCAACAUCAUCAUCUGACGGCUCAAAGUCUUCUGAUAAUGUGUUGCAUCUUCAUCAUUUUGACCGCGUUUUCACCUCAAAACCAAUAGGAAUUGUGAGAGAAUAUUUGAAAAAUAUAUUGAAAAAAGAUGAGUCUUUCGACGUUACGUCACACUAAUCGUCCUUCGGACGAUGAAGUGGGGACGUUUUGCAGUCUCGUAGACUGUGGCGAGGCAGGCGUGCCAGAGGCAGAUCAUAUUCUGCUCCGCUUCUGCAAAAACGGUUACGACCCGAACAACAUGAGCCGCACCGUGGUGAAGUUGAAACAGCACCACGUGACCAACAGUGGCCGCCACGAGUGCAGCCGUCCCAUCGUGGGGGACAACUUAGCGUCUUUGCGCCACGCCGUGCGCGAGCGCGGCCGCGCCGACGGCCUGGACGGGUCUAAGAUGAGUACUAUUAUUUUUGUGUUUUUCAUGCCUAUAGUCUUCAUGUAUAAUCCAUUAGACCGUGCGCAGUUCCAUAGUGUUUUGCUUGUUUCGGGUUCAUCACGCAUUCAUAUGUAGUGAGAAACUUUGUGCAUAACUACACAGAAAAUGUCGCAUGUUGUCGCGCAUUUCUCCUUGCGAGGAGGGCAAAGCGUCUUCGUGCACAAUGUUACAAGUCAGAAAAAGUCUCCUCGUGCAAGCAUUUUACAGCUUUCUGAUUUCAUGCGCGUCCACAUCGUUAGUCGUACACAGAGCACGUUCGAGGUACUGCAUAGCAAAAAAAUGCACGUUCGAUGAGCUGCGUGUCAUAUACAAAAAGCACGCCCACGCGCACGUUCGAACUACUGCGUGUCGUAGUCAUUGUCAUAUGCAAAAAAUAAAAAUUUCUUCCAUUUACAUUUUUAUUUUCACUUUCAGUUUCAAUCUCAAUUGCAAAAUAAAAAUUAUAAACUUCCAGGACUCGUGGCAGUCGACUAUACGGGAACUGGUCGCUUCGACUUCCAGUUCGCGUUCGUGCACGGCGGGCAUACCUGCUUAGCGUUCCUGCUGGAGGGAUGCGAUCCGGAGCCCUUUAAUGUGGAUCUGGUGCUACUAAGUCCAGACGUGGACCGCCAUCCCGAGCUUUUGACCAAGUACGUCAUGCUCAAGAAUAACACCCCCGAAGGGAUGUGCAACGGGUGGAUCGAAACCACCGUGCUCGCCGGAAAGGUUCGCAGUUGUUGUUGUUAGAUUUAAUUUUCAGCCAGAUGAUCCUCAUCUUCAUCUUACAUCUUAGAUGAUAGAUGUAGUGUUUCUUUUUGCAUUGUGACCGUUUUGCAUCACAAAUUGAAGUUUUACUUUUACACAAACUACAAAAUGAAAAUCUAAAACAAAUACAGUCCUGGCCCAAGUACAACCAGUACCGCGACACGCAGGCCCGCGCGGGCAGAACCCCGGACGAGUUCGAUGUGUGGAUCGAACGACUUGCGGGCCCCAAAUGGCGCGGGCAGCUGAAGAGUUAUGGGAAGCAUGCCGUGACCAUGUUUAAUAGAGGCGUGGUCCAAGAAUACACCCAUUUUGGGUUGAGCGUCAGCCAGAUGGUCCCCCGCCCGAAGCACAACGAUGGACACUUAAAAUUCUUCGCUUACAGCAACGUACUGAUUUUUUUUCCACUUCCGUUCGAGCAUCAUUAUGAGAGUUUUAAUGUGCAAGUGCAUGCGCAUGCUCAUGACAGGCUUCAGGUUUCUCUUUCUCUUGUAGCUACACCUACAUGUAGAUCACAUUCACUUUUGCAUACAAAAACAAGCGCAAGCUUUGAGCUUAAGCUUCAAAGUAAAGUUGCAAACUUUAAUUUAAAUUUUAAAAAUCAAAACAGAACGCCCUGUCCUCGAUCAACCCGUACACCGACACCAUCAUCGAGAGUGGAAGUGUCCAGCUUGACAUGCACUACGCCGUGAGAGUCAUCCUGCAGUUCGCGGCCGGCUGCCAGGCCGACGUCGUCCCGUGGUCUGAGUAUCCUUUGCAAAAGCAUCACGUCCUUUCUCAUAGUGAGCGGAUUUCCGCAUUACAAAUUGCAUUGCAAGUAGUUUGUGUAUCUUGCCCUGAAACUGCGUGACAGAUUGCUAUUCUCAUGCUGCACAAGAUCGCGGCUCAGCUACUGGCACUGCUAGUGCUACUGUAGCAGAGUAUAGUCGUGAUGCUUUUGUGAAGAUUCAUAGGACCGUCGAGGAGGACACUUUGACCAUGUUGAUCAAGACCAACCUGGCCCCGGCCAAAAUUCCGGACCGCAGCAACGAGGCCAAGAAGUGCAGGACCAGCGAGGAGAUGCAGUUGAUCUUGCCCAUCAAGGAGCGGAACAUCAAGUCCAACGUCGUGUCCCUCUUCAAGGCGAUGAAAAAGGUGAAGGACUUCUAUUCCAGCAAGAAAGAGACAGGUUUGUCCGAAGAGUCGGACUUGAAAGAAGCCAGUGAUCUGGAAAAGAAAGCGAACCCCCAGUACUGGGGUUUGAACUACCAGGGGAACUGGGUUUUGUCCAAGGAGUUCAAGCGCACCCAACAGCAGAAGGCCGACGAAGACUUCCUGCUCACCAACGUGGCCCAGCUGAUCAAGACCAAGUACAAGUUCUGUGCGGGGAACCUGGGCUCGUCCGUCCAGUGCCAUGUGGUUCCGUUCGACAAGAACAUCCCGAAAGCCACGCUCCUGGAGCGGCACAUGUACGUGAUCGGAAGCCAGAAGGAGUCUUUGUUCAUCCACAAGUUGAAGGACGCCUGCCCGAGCGACCACAUCGAGCGGCUGACGGAGUGCGUGACGGACGGGACGCUGCUGCUCCCCCUCGUCCCCACCACUGCCGACCCCGCUGGAAAGGUGGACUGCUUCGAGAUCGACGAAAGUGUGGACGUCUCCUUGAACUGGAAAGGAAAAGCCGCCGCAGCCGCGAAGAGCGGAAAAGCGCCCGCAGCCGGAAAAGCGAAGAAAGACAAAGCCCAGCCCGCGAACGCGAAAGCCGCGGCCGCUUCGGGAAAAGGAAAAGCUGCCUCCCCCCCGCCCGAGGCAAAAGCUGCAGCUGCGGUAGCUGCGUUGAAGAAGGUAUAGUAAAUCUAAAUAGCAAUACAAUUACAAAUACUAUUUCGAUUACUAAAUCUAAAACUAAAUCAUAAAGUUAAAGACAAAGACUCAAAUGAAAAAGCAAAGUGUAAAAUUUAGUUGAGAAUACAAUUACAAAUACUAUUUCGAUUACUAAAUCUAAAACUAAAUCAUAAAGUUAAAGACAAAGACUCAAAUGAAAAAGCAAAGUGUGAAAUCUAGUUGAGAAUCAGACUCAGUUCAACCUGAGAGAGCGAGAAGGUAGAGUCGACAAGUCGUGUAAGAGAAGUUAUUUGCAACUUUGCGAAAAAAUCUGUCAGAUGAAGUGCGAUGCUUUUGUCGAGUGGGUGUCUUGUGCUCCUGGUUUUGUAUUUGAGUUUGUGUCUCUCGGUUUUUAUGCGCGCAUUCGCUGCGCGAAUAACAUCAACAAGUGCAACUGCCCGCGUGUGUGCGCGCACACCCGCGUACGUGCGGGUACGUGUGCGUGCACACGGGCGUGCGCGCGUGCGCGUACACGCAUAUGGGCGCGCGCGCGUACGUGCACGCACGCAUACGUGCACGCGCGCAUACGUGCACGCGCGCAUGUGUGCGCGCACGCAUACGUGCACGCAUGCGUACGUGCACGCGCGCGUACGUCCGCGCACGCGUACGCACACACGCGUGCGUGGGUGCGCGCGUACGCACAUGCACACGCGCGCGCACCUACGUACGCAUGCACGCACCCGCGCGCACGGAUGUGUGCGCGCACAUACGCCUGUCCGCGUCUGCGAACAGGUGCGUGCGCGUACAAAUGAAGUUCUUGCGUUUUUGUUGCUGCAGGCACAGACUUUUAAUACCAAACCAGGAACAAAAGAUUGCCACUGAAGUCACCACACUCAUCUAACAGAAACUGUCAGCGAUUUUGAUUUUCAGUGGCGCAUCCUCAGCUGCAACACCAACAUCCCAAACAUAAAAUACAAACAAAAUCUCACAGAAGGAUCCCAAUGCUCCGCCGUCCCCGGUGAUCGAGAACCAGCUGGGUCUGCCGGACGAGACCGCGGAGGAGAAGUUGAACCGCGAUGCCAAUCGCCAGCGGUUGGAAAAGGACCCCAAGAAGUGCUCUUUGGAAUACCUCUCCGGAAAACAGCCGAAAGCGAUGCGCUGGUGCAUGUGUGUCCCGUCCGAGUUUUCGCACUUGACCGACCCGGAAUUAGAUAAGCAUCAUGAGUUAUUACACAAGUUGCGGAUAUUAGUGAAACCGGACAACACGAUGUACGACAUCGGUAAAAUCGGCGACGGCGUCGACUUCUCCAUCGACAAGCUCUUCUUCAACCCCAGCGAGAAGCGGUUCCAAGGAAACUGGCAGUUCCCGAAGGGUGGUCCGCAGGCCCAUAGUUUGGGACUCAGGUAUUUACUGUUAUUUAUUUUUUGAUGUUCAUCUUCAUGCUACGUCAACGUCUACUAGCACUAGCACUCGCACUGCAAAUCCAAGUUCAAAUUUGAGCACGUGUCCAAGUACUAGUAGAAGUGCCGUUACUAUUUGCAUUUCGAUUUCGCUUUUUGUUUUCGGAUUCUUGCAUGAUAGGUAGAUGCAGUUCCAAUGUUCGCUCGAUCUUCAUCUUUUGCAAACGAAAUUGAAACUGAAAACCAAAUCACACUACAGUCACAUCAAAUAUUUUUGGAAGUGCAGUGAUGCUUCCAAAUGUGACCGCUCCAAAAUUAUUUUUUGGCGGACCAUUACGGAGGAGAUGCCAUCUUCCGCGGAGAAGAACGCCCCGAUGGUGAAGAUAUCCUUUCAAGUCCCGCUGGAAACAGGAGUCAAGGCGCUCGGCAAUAGUAAGAAACAGAAAACGCGAUGCUAGAAGUGGAGAGAAGAAAGAAAGUGUAAAGAGAAGUAAAGAAGAAGAAAAAAGUAAAGUGAAGAAAAAAAAGACCCCCAGAGAAGAAAAGGGGAAAGGAAGAAAGGCAUUUUUGUUUUUGGUGCUCCUCCAGGUAGUAGGCAUGCAAUUUUGGAACUGUUUUUUUGGCACAGGUGCAAACACCAACUCCAUCACCACAGAUACAGAAGUUGAUCAUGAGAAAAAAAGUGAAACGCUGAAGCAUCCUAUUUUCGUUUUCCACAUGACCAAGAUAUCUUCAUUAUCACUAUUUCGUGCUUAUGCAUGUCUCCAAAAAAAAAAUCAGGUUUUGCAUCCACCGCGCAGCUUCGAAUGAGACCUCCUCUGUCGUGAAGCACAAGAUGCCUCCGCAUGAGAACUCCUCUGUCGUGAAGCAUCUGUUGUAGAACGGGAAAGAGACUUGAUGUAGUAAUUUUGUCAAUGUUACGCUAGCACUACUAGUAGCGUUGUUCUUAUUUGUGUUUCGCUUUCGCUAUCUAGCUUCCAAGAACAAGAAGAUGAAAAAAACAAAAUAACAAUCAAAGCUUCUCUUAUGUAAGAUUAGCCUGUGGGCAGAGCUAGAAGUCGAUUUGCAAGCUACCAAAUUUUCACAGUUUUCCUUUGAUAGUUUCACCCGUCGUGCAAUUUUUGCUUCUCUAGAAACGGAAUCUACUUUUUCAACUUCGCUUUUCACUUAUUGGAAUCAAAAUUCGUAUGCAGCAUCACUAUUAUUUAUUUUUAUACCGUAUUCUUUGCCUCAGUUUGAUUUUCGCUUCCUCUAUCGUGUAGUACUGAAGUAUGUUCGCCUCGGUUUGAUUUUCGCUUCGUAGCCGCACGUAGAAUGAAGUAUGUUCGCCGAGACGGGAAUCGUAUGAAAAGUCCCCGCUUCUACAUCUAGAUCUACUAUGAGCUAUCUUUUUGUUUUUCGACUGAGCUUUUUUUUGUCGUCGGCCUCCUUGUCCACACUGAUUCUAGACAUGACGCAUCACAGCCAAAGCGUGUGGAUUGGAGACUUGACAACAGGCGCCUUUAGUAAGAAGAAGUCCAAGCUCUACACCUGCAGUUGCUUCGUUGCGAUUUUCAUUUUCUCGCUUCGCUUUGCACAGACAUCUACUUCCAGUUGUAGAAGGACCACACUACGUAGAAAUAGAAAAGGAAAACCGUAGCGCAAAUCUUAGUUAUGAAUAAAGAUGACUCGACUGAGCUUGCACUUGUUCGAAGCUACUUUGCUCCGGUUCUUUUAGUUCAGCGAGCAUCUACAACUUCAAAAUUUCCUAGAAAGAAAGGAGUAUUGAAACUCAAAUACAAAUUGUAGCUCUAGCACUGAUUUGAUUUUCAUUUUCAACGUCCGUGACCAUGUGAGUUGGAGUGUCAAUAUCUGCUAUCUGAGCUUCUGCCGUCCUGUAGUCGCCUGGUUGCGUUUCCCGUAGUUUGCCGCAUAGCGUGGCACAACAAAGAAGUAGUACUAGCGAGCAUCUACGUGCGUAGUCUCUGACUUCAGGAAGGUAUGUUUGUUUAUGUCAACCGGUCGCCUUGGUCGGGCAGUGUUGUAGAUGUUUCGCAUCUGCAGCAUUGCUCAACCUAGACCCCUUAUGAAUGUUUCGCACUCAUCAUGAAAAAGAACAAGAGCUGGUAUUUGGACGCUAGGUUCUACAAAUAACGUAGAGACUCAGCCUUGUUCGAAAACUGUCUCACCUCGCGUUGCGCCACUUCAGUUUCUAUUUCGUUAGGCGGCGCCUCCCCUUGCCAUUUCGCGCCUAUUUCUGUGCUAUUUGUCCUACGGUUUUCGUGUUUGGUUUUUUGCCUAUUUCCUUGCUAAUUCUUUGUCUAAUUCCUUGUCUAAUUUUGUUUCUAUUUUUUUGCCUAAUUUCCUGUCUAUUUUUUUGUCUGAUUCCCCGGCCGUGCUUGCCUAUUUUUUGUCUAAUUUCGGCGACUUUUUUUUUUCGCUGCGAAAACCAAUAGCCCGGGAAUUAGGCGCGAAAUAGGCAAAAAAAUAGGCGCGAUGCCUCUGUGCCUGGGGGGCCUGGGCUGUUGGCCUUGCGCGUUUGCGCCUUCCUUUUUUUGUUUUUUUCUUUGCCUCCCUGGCGCGGCGGUCAUUUGGGUCGCCGGGUUGCGCAUGGGCUUCGNUUUCGAAAAGAAUACAAAAGUAGCAGGAGGCUUCGUCAUAAAACUGGAAGAGCGUUAUCGCCAUGUUUGUCGCGCGCGUCUGCAAGAAGCCGUACCUGCAGUGCCGCGAUUUGAUUUUCAUUUUCAUAUCUGUAUAGUUCGCAGCGCUCGCAACUAUGGCUGCUCAUUACAUUAGACUACCCCCCAUCGAAGCUGUGAAUUUCGUUUUCUUUUUGUGGUCAAAUCAAAAUUAAUUUGAGAUAUGUUCGUAGGCUACCCAAUCCGACUUCAGCACCAGCAUUGACGCUUUGAGUUUGACACUUCCAUUUGACUUUUAUUUGCAAUAUACAAAACGUACUAGUAGAAGCGUUUGAUUGAUCCAUCGUAUCGCCGCCGGCUGGCAUCAAGGUCACAUCUCUCGCUGUGGUCCUUUUUGCACUUUCGGCAUAAACCUCCUUUUUAUUUGAGUGCUCCGUGUCUUUGUCACUUGCGGAGGCAACGCUUUCGCUACAACUUUUGCUGCUGAGAAGGAAAGGAAGUGCAUAUCGACAAAACACGAGCACAAGCUACUUGCGCUUUUAAAUGUAGUUUCAUUCGCAAGAUGGUUUUCAAUCUGAUAACCGCUUCGCCUGAAUACAAGCACCGGUCAUCUAGUAGCUUUGUGGUGAGUGCUAUCGUGCGCGCACGUCCUCGACCGGAUUGCGAUCCGCGUCGGAGCGUCAGUGCCGGUAUCAUAUUCUCACCACCGUGAACUACUUUAAGCACUACCCCGGACGUCGACGUUUUCAUUCGUCACUGCCCCCCGGCAAUUUCGGAAAUCACUCUGAUAACCUAGUCACGCUGCGAGUGAUGCACACUGAAUGAGAACUGAGUCUGAAACUGCUUUGCUUCUACCCGAAACAACUUUCGCUCUACCCAUGAAAUUAAAACAUGCGUGUUUGUACCAACAUUCAAAAUGAAAAUAGGACGCCCACACAGCUGCAGGGCCGUCGAUAGGUGCGAAGCAUUACAGCAGUGUCCGUAGUGCUGCCAGUAACGGUGUUCAGGUUCUUCUCCCUUCGAGAGGUCCAUUAGUUGAAAUCAUCAUACAGAAUCAGUAUCAGAAUAAAGAUCAACAGGAAGAUGACUAUCAUAACCAAGAGCAACGCGUUACAUCUUCCUUGAGUUUGAGUUUCCAGAUGUAGUAGCCGGCGAGAGUCGUAAUAUGUAUCUGAGUCACCAUCUCGUUCUCGAUGAGUGUCGAGCUUUUCGCUUUCCUUCGUCGUCUUCUGGUUUACAUGGAGCAUGUGAGAUGUGACGUCGGUGGAUGCACCAAAAAUAAAGAAGCGUGUAGCUCAGGGGCAGCAAAGAGAGAAGCACUUUCUCCGUCUGUCUCGAUCCAGUGUAGAUCUAGGCCCACAUCCGCUUUGAUUUCGUGUCCGACCUCUUCUGCCAAAAAAAAAUGUCCGUGAGGAGAGGACAUGGUGACGCAGUCGUCCCGCAACUUCAAGAGGACAUGUUGAUGCAGCCGUCCCGCAACGCUUCGGAGCUCGUCGCCGUGAGGGGAAAAACUUUCAACGAUAAGUACUACUUCGGGCAGCCGCUCUGCAGCAUGGUCCUCCCGUAAAACCGUGACGCAUUGCCGCCCAUCGCAACGUCAUCCGUUCUUAUGUUUUGUUAUUGCUGUUUUACUUUUAGUUUUAGUUUUACUUUAGCUUGAAGCUUUCACUAUUGCAGGGCUGCUUGGUCUUAUGCAACAUAGUAAGUCUCAACUGUGCGCAUGAUCUUACUGAUUUUAGUUUCAAUUUAGUAUUGGUUCUGCAUGACAGCCUUGUUAUCUUGGUCGACUUCCCAUUCUCCAAGCUGAGAAGUAAGAUGUGUCUGCAAAUCGCCCUGAGCUCGUAUCAACAGCAAUGGCAAAAGAGAACGAUCGCGGUAGCGAUGGGUGGCGUUUUUGUUUUUGAUACCCGUUCGCCCCACGGUCCCGCGUACUACACGAAAGUCGCGAUCCCCUACAAGUCGCGGGCAAAACGCUUCAAGUCGGAGGACUACGAAAAGUGGGAGUUGCGGGAGGAUGACACCCACUGGGAGAACUAUCGCAUCCUGCCUGCGAUUGGCGAAAAGUGGGCCAGCGUCGAGCGCGUGGUGCGGGUACUUCAGCUUCUACUUUAACUUUAGUCUUUUGGUAAAUAAAUUGCGCGCGUACCUAGUGCUCCGGUUAUGUUGAGGCACAUCUACAUCUGGGAGCGUCCUCGACUCUUUCGUGUACAUCUCAGACCUACAAUCAAAACCACCGCAAUCAUUGACACAGAUUCCCAAGGCGGAGUGGCCGGGGACCCCGGAUGGCUGGCUGCAGCCGCUGGUCGCCGUGGCCCCGACGAAGGCCCCGACGAAGCGGAAGGCGGACACACCCGUAGCCGGGCCCGCGCGACGACGACCCCGUCGCGACGUGCCUAUCUGAUGACCCGCAGCUGGUUGCAUCCGCAGUCUGUCGCGAUUCUGCGUCAGCUAUGUCGCGCAUCGCCUAAAGAAGAACAAAGACAGAUGGGCGUGACGGAUAUGAGAGGCGAAACAGGAGAUGCUAAUAGAUCUAGAUGUGCUUUUGGUUUUGCUUUUGCACAAGUACAAGCAGACGUAGAAUAGGACGGCAGAAAUUGAAAUCAUGAAAAAGCCAGUAUGAAGAACAACAAACGUAGAACCAAGACCAACGAAAUGGCUUCAGAUAGAACAUUGAACAGAGUUUGUAUCUUCUAGGCCCUAACCCAAAUCCAAACCUACGCUCCGGGGCCGCGCAAAAGUUCCUCCUACUUAUGCCCGUUUUCCAACAAUUCAACAAGCCACUGAGAUGAUAAAAAUGAUCAGCGUUGCAGCGUGUAGAGACAGGUUCGAAAUGAGCUCGCAGCUGUUGAGGUCGUAGCUCAAAACGCACUGAGGCAAAGACAACGGAAGACAGGCCUUUUCAUUAUCAAGAAGAGCUCACCGCCCUACGGAUCUGCUACAGAAAGCAAGAAGAAGAAUGUUCCUAACCAAGUCGCUUCCAUGGCAGUAAAAGCGUGUAGAAGGGCCAAAGUGAUUCGCUGUCCCAGAUCACCCGGCUGACCAUCAUCGAUCAAAAUCAACAACUGAUCAGCUUUAUGGUAGUCACUAAAGAUAAUUGAAAUUCUGCGAGUAUGCGUCUUUUCGUUGCGGGGGAGUGGGCAUCCCAAUGUACAUCAACACCCACUUAUUCGCUUGCGUUCAAUUGUUAAAAUCGGUAACCGGAGUACCUAGCUAGAAUAAACCAAACAGAUUUGCAGGCGUUAAGAGCCGAGAGUCGGUUAGAUACGAAGUUCGCAAUUUGGAUAUCAAUAGUAAAAUCUAGCUAUUUUUAUAGCUAUCGAAAUCCGGAAUUAAGAGGUUUUGUCCGACCAUAUGAUUGGUGGAUUUUGGAGUAAAAUGAAUCCACGAUGUAUGAUCAUCUCAGGGCCGACCUGUCGAGCAAGCCGGCUAUUGAUUUCACCUGGUUGAGUUACCUGAUUUCGCUCAUUGUGUGCGACCUGAGCACCUGGGCCGUUAUCACCGUUUACGUCCACCUGCGAGGGGUAAAGUCGUGGACCGAAACGCUGUCGCAAUUCCAGGAUUUGUUCGCCUGGGAUGAGUAUCCUGUGCAAAAGUAUCGUACUCGUACUAAUUGCAAUCAUGCAUGACAAAUCUUGUUUCUUAGCGAAAUCAGCAUUACAAAUUCCAUUUUUCCUUCUGGGAAAAUUUGUAUUGCGAUUUAUACUAGUACGAUACUUUUGCGAUGCAUAAUGAGGACGUGAUUUUCCGCAUGUUUUGGGGCAACGGCCUGUACUUCUCCUUUUUGAUGAUGUCCAUGAUGGUGUCCGGCCACAACAUAGGCAUUGCAAAUAUGUCUGGGUCAGGAAGAAUGCAAACUUGUGAUGCGCAUUGCACAACACAGAAAAAUCUCGCAUGCAUAGACAGCGAAAGCUGCCCACUUUCUGUCACCAAAAAAAUCGGGCAUUCGUGAUGCAGAUUCGGCGUUGCGGAGGCUUCUGGAAAUAGCCUGUGUCAUGCAAAAGCAGCAUGCUGACUCUUCCAGACCCAGACAUUUUUGCAUUUUAUACAACACCUCGCGAUUACAGCACAUCACCGGUGUCGACACACUGACGUUUCACCAUGUCAAGGAGGUGUGCAGCGGACACUUUUAGGUGGCUGAUACGAAUAAAGUAAAAAAAGUGAUAAAAUGAUGCAACGACGUUACCGAGCGGGAGACGAGGAUUGCCUACCGGGAAGUAGAACACAGACGAUUCCCGUGUGAAGAAGUGCAAGGCGCAAAAAACCAAAAUUCAGUCAGGCAUUAUCAUUAUAACAAAGUGUAUUCUCAAGUGCACAAGCACGGAUAGUCCCUUCCAUGCAUUUUCUUUUACAGUGAGUUGACAUCAAGUAGUGAACAGCAUUUUCAAGACCACGAGAGAAUGAGCCGUCCGCAAUCUUCUCAUUUCGUGAAAACGCGGGCUGUGCUGGGAAAAUCGAGUUGCGAUAUAAAAUGGCGAACUCUUCCAGCACAGAAAUGAGUUCCAGCGGGAGUAAAACAAUAAACUUUUUUCUUGACUAAAUCUAACUAAGACAAGCACAGAAAGUAUCACUUCCGACGUUGCAAUCUUGAUUCAAUAUGAACGAGUGGCUAGCAUAUAAAAGCGACAUCUGUAUGUUAGGCACGGAAAGGGAAUACUCCGUAAAGAAAGAGACAUUUACAAGAACAGGAAAAAUCACACGGAUAUGCAUAGCACAGGUUCUCGUGCAAGAUGCUUGUACAACGCAUAAUUAUAAAUCAUUAUUUCAAAUAUGAAUUUCACAUAGCGGAAAAAGGGAUACUACAAU
Amoebophrya sp. A120 is the source of this 41105-nucleotide messenger RNA. Lineage: Eukaryota; Dinophyceae; Syndiniales; Amoebophryaceae. The record is from the annotation of a GenBank genome assembly.